Molecule: messenger RNA, 337 nt
Organism: Drosophila nasuta
Lineage: Eukaryota; Metazoa; Arthropoda; Insecta; Diptera; Drosophilidae
Exons: 3
Coding region: 47-337 (96 amino acids)
Source: RefSeq, a predicted model, not a curated record
GAAACUUUCAGUUAUAGAAUACGUCCAGUUCCAUCAUAUAGCAAUUAUGUCGAAGUUUGUGCUGCUCUUGGUCAUCUGCUCCCUGUGUUUGCUGCAAGUCAAAUCACAGGCGAAUCGCAGGACAUGUGAACAACUUACUCGUGUCUGUGAGAGAAAUGAAACGAGAAUCGGCAUUGAAGAUUCCGUCACUAAAUAUUUGAAUGCCGAAUGUCGCAGGAGAGAUGUCAGAUGGAAGAAUAUAACUCGUUGUCAGCUCGAACGCGCUGCUUGCGAAUUAUCUUUGGUGGAAUGCGGUCAAUUGAGCUGUGCCAACAUUGUCCGGGUCCUUCGACGUUAA